AUGCGCACCACGGAGCAGCUGAAAGACAGCGGCGGUUUAGCCGCGAUCGCGAGGAUGUUGAAAGCGCAGCAUAAGCAGCAAACGACGACGGCGGCGAACGAGAAGGACGAAGAGUGUAACGACGACGACGAGAAAGAGAAACGAGGAGAAAAACGACGACGAAAAGAGAAGAAGAAGCAUAAAAAGGAGAAGGAAAAGGAGACGAAAAAGGAGUUUAAGAGGAAGAAGACGUCGUCAAAGUCGGACGAUUCAGACGUAAACGACGACGAUGCGGAGGACGAAAAGAGGAGGAGGAAAAAAAGUAAAAGCGAGGAGGAGAAGGAGGUUUCGUUGGAGUCGCUUUUAAGGCGAGUGGACCCGGUGGUGAUGUUAGACAAAAACGACGACGAGAAUGAUAAAAUGUUGAAGAGGAUACGAGCGAAGCUGAAGUGUGCGUUAGAGGCGAACGUGUUGCACUUUUCGAAACGCGCGAGCGGUAUUACGAAGAACGCGAGCGUUACCGCCGAGCGAGCGCACGCUUGGCGACAGGCGGUUCGCGGAUACGGGGACGAAGAAAACGAUGAGAGAGGACCUGGAAACGUCGAUUCUGUUUUGAACGUGUUUAAGGCGAUGUCGGAUGUGCUCAUGGCGAUCGUGUCCGUUGAUUCCAAAUGUAGUGACGACGAUUCAGACGACGAGAGUGAAAUAGUGAAGAAGUAUAGCCCAUUCGCGUCGCAGUUGAGAGCUUUGUCGACGAAAGCGUUCUAA
Messenger RNA from Bathycoccus prasinos, 747 nucleotides. RefSeq lists its product with no specific name. The transcript has a single exon. The record is from RefSeq and is a predicted model, not a curated record. NCBI's taxonomy places the organism in Eukaryota, Viridiplantae, Chlorophyta, Mamiellophyceae, Mamiellales, Bathycoccaceae. The coding region runs from base 1 to 747 and encodes 248 amino acids.